CUUCAGCCUGCGCGUUUUUUUUUGCCCGGCACCGGAGGAUAGGCCUUGCACGGGGUCUAACACAGUGCCAAGACUUCCCAGCAAAACGUUGCCCGACUCUUCUCAGAUCUCAGCUUCGGCGGAGAAUCGCGCGUCCUGCAGUGCUGAAAAAAAUACAUUUGGACAGGUGCGACCUGUUUUAUUUAUUAUGAUUGCUCAGUUGUUGAUGAUAGGUUUAGAUCAAACAUUCUGGCAAGUAUAAACAAACCAAGUCUCGUCAGAACCUUUCAUGUAGGAUUGACAAGUAAGAUACAAUAAAGUCUGUCGUAUUCUUGAAGGCGCUUUCAUCUCAUUUGAUUGACUUUUAUAUUAUACUGUUACGUCACGCAGAAGCUUGCAGCCUUGCACGGUUAAAAAUUUAAAAUGGUGGCCGGUACUUAUGCAACGCGGCGAGUACAACAUUCCAUGAAAAAUGGCUUUCCAAAGGGAUCCAACGGCUUUGCAAGCCACCGGAGAGAGUUAAACACAGAGCUGGAGGAGGAUCUCGAGGAGACACCACUGUUUAUCGCUGUUAUGACAUACUUGUCGUAUUUCUUCUUGAUAAUCUUCGGUUACAUGCGUGACUUCAUGCGCAAGUACGGAUUAGAGAAGUCCAAGUCUGUUAAGGAAACAGGAAAUCAGGGUUUUGUGCCGCUUUAUUCCGACUUUGAGAGUUUCUAUACACGAAAUCUUUACACUCGUGUGAGGGACUGUUUUAACAGACCCAUUUGUAGUGUUCCUGGCGGAGAGGUCGCGCUCGUGGAUAGAGAGUCUGAGGACUGGAACUGGACUUUCAGAUACCCAGGAACGACAACAAAGACUGUCAAUCUUGCUUCUUAUAAUUAUCUUGGGUUCGCGGAGAAUUCUGGGCCGUGUGCAGAUGCCGCUGAACAGGCUGUUCGUAAAUAUGGCAUUGCGGGCUGCAGCUCAAGACAUGAAUAUGGAAAGCAGAGGCUUACCAGAUUGGCACAGAAUUGCAAGUACUUCCGACAAAAGCUGAAAAAGAUGGGCUAUAUAGUGUACGGCCAUGAUGCCUCAGCAGUAGUACCCAUUCUUCUUUACAUGCCGGCAAAAACGGUAAUGCCUCUUUUUAUGGGAUCAGUCAUUAUUUUACGCCUGGGGAGGAUCAGUUUGAAAUGUUUUACUUAGGAAUUAAUGGGACAUUGGAUCUGAUUAUUAAGGAAUUAUUUUUGCCUUAGCUUUCAGCUAAGAUUUAAGGGGAUCAUUCUCUCUAAUUUAUGAAGGGACCUAGUCCUCGAUAGCUCCCAACGUAAAUAGGACACAGUUUAUGACGUCCUCAAAGGACGUAGCCUAUACGGGCCCCAUUUAGCAUAUACUCGUUAUAGUUAAGUAACCAGAGUCUAGUCCCAGGGCCCCUUAUUCGCCAUCCUAAAAUUUGAGGGUAGAAGCGCCCUGGAACGAGGUUGGUAAAAAGCAAUAGAACGAUGAUAAAGCCUGAGUAUAGUUCUGUAGGUUGGUAGGAGAAAGUAAUUUUAAUUUACCCACAUUUUCUAGAAUUAAAAGCAUCUCAAAAUAUACGUUGGAUCCAGAAUUGCAAGGAACUGUUUUUGUUAUGACACAGCAUGGUUUGGUUUUCAAAGAAUUGUUUGACGAUGUAAUUCAAAGGGGGAAAAAACAUUGAAAUACCAACCAUUUUAAAUGGUUAAAGUUAAGUGUCGUAUUUUUUCAAGCUCUAUAGUUGGCAUAAAACUCGCGAGACUGUUUAGUUUGAAAUUAAGAAAAGGGAAGCUGAUUGAGUCACGUUGACUAAAAAUUUGUAUAGCCUAGUUUAGCUCAGUUAUACAAAUUUUCGUUUACGGUUUUUUAACCAUCAGAGUUUAAAGCUUGACAAAUAAAAAAAUAAAGUCAGUGAAUGAAAACUUAA
Messenger RNA from Pocillopora damicornis (cauliflower coral), 1903 nucleotides. Its product is annotated as serine palmitoyltransferase 2. The record is from RefSeq and is a predicted model, not a curated record. Lineage: Eukaryota; Metazoa; Cnidaria; Anthozoa; Scleractinia; Pocilloporidae. Gene Ontology annotation, cellular component: serine palmitoyltransferase complex. Gene Ontology annotation, biological process: ceramide biosynthetic process; sphingosine biosynthetic process. Gene Ontology annotation, molecular function: pyridoxal phosphate binding; serine C-palmitoyltransferase activity.